Messenger RNA from Lytechinus variegatus (green sea urchin), 504 nucleotides. RefSeq lists its product as uncharacterized. NCBI's taxonomy places the organism in Eukaryota, Metazoa, Echinodermata, Echinoidea, Temnopleuroida, Toxopneustidae. The coding region runs from base 25 to 504 and encodes 159 amino acids. The transcript has a single exon. The record is from RefSeq and is a predicted model, not a curated record.
ACAAGAUGUCGGCUGUCUUCUGAGAUGACUUCUAGAAUGUGGCCAUGUCUCAGAUCUUUCAACUCACUGAAGCAUCUUACCAUCUCAGACUCCUCUCUCAGCUUCCCUCCAUCUCCUCCUGAGCUACCAUCGGUCACAAACAUAUCAGCCGAGAGAGUGACGUCACAGUGCUAUGAAGGUCUAAUCUCAUCGCUCCCUGGUUUGGAAGGUAUUGAUAUCACGAUGGAUGAUGCGGAGGGAGACAUUGAUCGUUACACCGCUGUUCUUCGUCGAACAGCAGGGCAGAAACUCAAACGCAUUUAUCUUCAUGGUCCGUCAUCACUUUCACCAGAGAAGAGCCGUGUAACGAGAGAGACAAUGAGAGGACUGGGUCUGGUCAUCAAAGAACAUACACAGAACCUGCAGAAGCUCCAUCUGAAAUGGGUGAAGUGUACAGACGAGGAUGACUUAGUUUACCUUAUCGACUGCUGCAGACAUGUGAAAGCGAUGAGAUACGUUUGGUAA